This is a messenger RNA of Candoia aspera, 1232 nucleotides long. It is a transcript of the gene NMNAT3, whose product is annotated as nicotinamide nucleotide adenylyltransferase 3. Gene Ontology annotation, cellular component: mitochondrion. The transcript is spliced from 5 exons. Gene Ontology annotation, biological process: NAD+ biosynthetic process. Lineage: Eukaryota; Metazoa; Chordata; Lepidosauria; Squamata; Candoiidae. Gene Ontology annotation, molecular function: nicotinate-nucleotide adenylyltransferase activity; nicotinamide-nucleotide adenylyltransferase activity. Bases 170 to 913 code for a protein of 247 amino acids. The record is from RefSeq and is a predicted model, not a curated record.
AGGCUUUGAAUCUAGGCGAGUGGCCAGACAGAGAAUAUUAAAAAUGAGCAACGGAAGAUGAAACGCUUUCGUAAGGCACGGACCUGAUGAAACUGCUGUUAGAGCCAACAGUAUCUCAGUGGCCAUGAGAAACAGUUGAGUGAUGUGCUAUUGAAGAUUGCUUGGCUCAAUGAAGCAUCUGACACCCCUCAUUCUUCUUGCCUGUGGCUCCUUUAAUCCCAUAACAAAUAUGCACAUGCGUUUAUUUGAACUAGCAAGAGAUCACCUGCAUCAAACAGGAAAGUACCAUGUGAUAGAAGGUAUAAUUUCACCAGUUAGUGACAACUAUGGGAAGCUAGGAUUGAUAGCAGCAAAGCAUCGGAUAGCAAUGGUUCGGCUUGCGGUUGAGACAUCCGACUGGAUCAGAGUGGAUCCUUGGGAGAGUGAGCAAAGUCAAUGGACAGAGACUCUCCUAGUACUAAGACACCAUUACAAAGAGCUACUUAAAUCACAGGAUAUCAGAAAACUGCCUGGAGAAAACACUUGGCCCAAAGAAGCAGCAGCUGAGUCAUCAGUUGGUUCGCCAAUUACAGUUGUUCCAGAGCUAAAACUUCUCUGUGGAGCUGAUGUUUUGAAGACUUUUCAAACACCUAACCUCUGGAAAAAAGAACAUAUUACAGAAAUAGUAGAAAGGUUUGGACUAGUCUGUAUUAGUCGUGCUGGCCAUGAUCCUUCCCAGUACAUCGCUAACUCGGAGCUUUUAAAUACAUGCCAGCAUAAUAUCCACUUAGUAAAAGAGUGGGUUCAGAAUGAAAUCAGUUCUACGAGCAUAAGGCAUGCCUUGCGCAAAGGACGAAGUGUGAAAUACUUGGUUCCAGACUCUGUUAUUUCUUACAUUAAGCAACACAAUAUAUAUACAGAAAGCAGUGAAUGAAAUAAAGGGAUUUGCUGCAGCCCUUUAAACUGUUGGUGCUGUGCUUCGCCCCCAGCAAUCACUGGUUCACUUUCUGUUAACUUCUUCAAAGAGACCAAGAGAGAAAGAGUAUGUGUAUGGUCUAUUGGAUGUCAUCAUUUGGAAGAAAUUCACUAAAUGGAAAAUUUGCAUAUAACAAUGUAAGCAUUUCUAGAGGUUUGAUUUAAAACUGAAUUUGCCCACUUUCUGCAGUGUUGAAAACUAUUUUACAUACACAGUCAAAAUUCAUGACAAAUGCUGUUCUUGUGUUGAAGUGAAUGAAUAAAGCCAUUUUAACUUC